AAAAAAGAAAAAAGAAAAACAUUCCGCCGAUUUUGAACCUCCAUUAUCACAUUGACAACAAUGUCAAUCCACCGCAGUCCACUUGCGUACUUUCAUGCUUUCCUCGUCUGCAGCUGCCCAAGGCAAUUGGAUGUCUACUCCCUCCAUCUAAAAGAAACAAUCAUCAAAGAUACAUCCAGACACUCAACGCCAUCCCUUCCCUCCCGCCACUCCAGACCCCGACGACGAAACGCAGGGGAGGAGAUUUAGAAAGAAAGAAAGAAAGAAAGAAAGAAAGAAAGAGGGAGAGACAGGGGAGUAGAAAGAGUCAGACAAUGCCACCAUUCUCCCAUUCCACCAAGCUCAAAUUCAAACCCAACCCUCAACCUCGAGCUCGCUACUUUGAUGUCUUCAACUCCGCCUCCACGGGACAUCAGGUUGCCGAUGGGGGCUCGCGCGGACGCGAAUGGCGGAUCACUCGGCAUGAGAAACUGGCGCGGCAAUUUGGGUCGAGGGAUGGGGAUUGUACCUCAUCUCCCGCGUAUCACGGCUACUUGGUGAAAGGAAGGGACGGUGACGCCGGUGGGGAUGAGGAUGCGGGGAGGGGAGAGUGGCCUUGGACAACAACAACAACAACACCAAUAUCGACGGGCCAGAUGGAUAUACGGAACAUGCUUGGUGGACAAGUCCGGAAACGAGUACAUGCCGCGGCUGCUAGCGAUGAAUUGAGUGCGAUCGAAUUGAAGAAAGCGAAGCUGCAGUCGGCGGCGACACUCUCAUAUAAACCCUCCAUACAGACCACAACAGAGCCCGUUGAACAAGUCAUACCUUCACCCAAAACUCUAUCACCGUACUCGCAGAAUGAGCGCACCAGCAAGGCGAUCUUCACCUCCCUCAUCAUCCACAUCAACGGCCAAACGACACCGCUUAUCUCCGACCAUGCUCUCAAGCGUCUUCUCACCACGCAAGGAGCGACCCUCAGCCUUACUCUAUCCCGAAAGAUCACGCACGUCAUCAUUGGUGUUCCAAAUGCCGGACCGGGUAACGGCGGUGCGGGGGGUGGGCUCGCGGCCACCAAGAUCCAGAAGGAGAUUCAGCGUGGAGGUUGGAAAGGGGUAAAAGUGGUGACCGUACAAUGGGUCUUGGAUAGUAUACAAGCUGGAAAGCGACUUUCGGAAGCAAGGUAUGCAGUGCAACUGGGAGGAAAGCAGAGGAGUGUGCUUGGCUUUUGCUCGCCAUCAUCCACGGUCGUUCCCCCGCUGUCUGCAAAAGACUAUUAUGAUCCACACACAUGA
Aspergillus saccharolyticus JOP 1030-1 is the source of this 1274-nucleotide messenger RNA. RefSeq lists its product as uncharacterized. NCBI's taxonomy places the organism in Eukaryota, Fungi, Ascomycota, Eurotiomycetes, Eurotiales, Aspergillaceae. Gene Ontology annotation, biological process: error-prone translesion synthesis; error-free translesion synthesis. Bases 315 to 1274 code for a protein of 319 amino acids. The record is from RefSeq and is a predicted model, not a curated record. Gene Ontology annotation, cellular component: nucleus. The transcript has 4 exons. Gene Ontology annotation, molecular function: DNA-directed DNA polymerase activity; deoxycytidyl transferase activity.